ACUACGGGCAUACCGUAGUCGCAUAAUCCCAUGCACACCACAGAAGGAAGUAGAUUAUAUCAUAUCUGAUUUCAAUUUUGAUUUUCUCCUUCCUUCUUUGCCUUUUCAUUUUCCCAAAAAUUCCAGAAAUUGUAUGCGCGUUGUAGUGAUGAAGAAUGUGUUGGUAGGGUUCAAACCCUCACUCUCAGUUCCUGUUUCACACUCUUCUUUUCCGUUCUCUUCUUCCCUUUCCCUCACACCCCUCCCUUUCUCUCUCUCCUCAAGAUCACUCCCACUUCUUGUAUUCGCUAACAGCAACAAAGAUUUGAGGGAACAGGAAAACACACAGCAACCACAGCCACCCAAUGGUUCCAAGGAUCAGCAAAAGCAGCAGCAAGAGAAUGGCAACGAUUGGAGUAAUCAAAGAUUGCCCCUUUUGGGUUUCAAUUGGAGGAAACUGUUGGACCCCGACCCUGACAACGUCCUUGCACUUGGCCUAACGGGAAUUCUCACAUGGGCAAGUGUGCAAGUCCUCUGGCAGCUCUUGUUCAUCUCUUUGGCCAUUCUUGUUGCUGCCCUCAAGUACUCUUUUAUCGCUGCUCUUCUUGUGUUCAUUCUCAUUGCUCUUCUUUGAUAAAUUUAGUUUCCUUUCUGCUUUCUGUGAUCCUAUUUGAUAUUAUGGAAGGUAUGACUUUUGAAAAGUAGUUGAGCAUGUGAUUGAAUGAUAAUGUAAAAAGCAGUUACGAAAGUCAACGAACGUAUCAUUGUUGCUGA
This is a messenger RNA of Vigna angularis (adzuki bean), 753 nucleotides long. RefSeq lists its product as uncharacterized. The transcript has a single exon. The record is from RefSeq and is a predicted model, not a curated record. The coding region runs from base 134 to 613 and encodes 159 amino acids. NCBI's taxonomy places the organism in Eukaryota, Viridiplantae, Streptophyta, Magnoliopsida, Fabales, Fabaceae.